Cooperia oncophora is the source of this 579-nucleotide messenger RNA. Lineage: Eukaryota; Metazoa; Nematoda; Chromadorea; Rhabditida; Trichostrongylidae. The record is from the annotation of a GenBank genome assembly.
AUGUCUUGGUAUAAGCUGAUUCUGGUACGGGAAUAUUUGAUGGAAUGCGUUAUUCAAGUAUUUGGUGACGAUUUCCACCUUGCGACUUUGAAUGAGUUUCUACGAGCUUGUGGAGAUUUAGUCCCAGAAGUUAAUGUCAAAAACAUCCUUAUUGCAUUGAUUGAAAGGCUGGCAUUGUUUGCUGCAAAUCCGGAUGGACCUGGCAUCCCAGCAGAUAUUCAGCUGUUCGAUAUUUUCUCUGAGCAAGCGAAAAAUCUCGUCAAAAAUCGAACCGAAAUGCCUAUGGAGGACAUUGUGUCACUUUAUGCCGCUUUGGUCAGCUUAGCUAUUAAAUGUUACCCAAAUCGGCCAGAGUUCGCAAACACAUCAUUUGGAAGUUUGAAAUGCAUUUUGGAGGAGAAGAAGAAAACUGCCAUUGAACCAUUCGAUCCUGUUGGUCGAGAGUUGAUGAAACUUAUCCGAUUGCCCAUCGAUGAGUACAAUAAUGCUUUAAAAAUUGCUGGCCUCACCGAGUUUGUCCCAGUAAUGGAGAGCUUCAAGUAUCAUGGACGUUGUUUGGCUGCGUCACAUAUCAUUCAG